AUGAGAAAUUUCAACUACCAGACGCCCAAAAUCGUCGCCUUGUGGAUUUUGUCUCCACUUGGGGGUCAGGCGUCUCUCCGAAUCAUGGAACUUGCUCCCUUGAACGAGUCAGAAGAUUGGCCUUUUCAAUACCUUGACUUCACGAGUGCUAUGGGCAACCGCUCUUCCUGGAGCGCCUCAAUUCGGAUUCCGAUUCACGCAGCCUUCGCUGCUCAGUCGUCCAGCACCAGGAGUAUAAAGGAAGCACCUCAUGAUGAGUUCGGCAACGUUAAGAUCCCUCUUGUGGAGCCGUAUCUUAGUGGACCAGAACAACCGGACGAGGAGGGGUGGUACAAAGUCGACCAAAUUCAAGAAACUAUUUAUGCCUCGAUAGCAGGGCUCCCAUUUGCAUCUAAAGACGGUUUUAGGCGCGAUUUCAACUACUCUUCCACUAUAGAGACAUCAUACAUGUACAGUAACUGUAUAGCCGACCAUCAUGAAGACAGCAACAUCGUGACAGGCGACACGGUACAAAUGUCCAGCAUGUAUCACAAUGGGGUGAGCUUUGACCCAGGGUCCCCGUAUACUCCUCCAAACAACGCCUACGAAAAGGGGUUCGGCAUCAGCAACAUUACAGACCUCAUUUGUUCACAGCGGCUCACACAACUCCUGAACACAUUCUGGAUCGCCAGCUUUGCUAAUCGCAACGCUACAGGGACCUACGGAUUCGGCGCAAUCGACCCCAAUAACAACUUUAAACUCACCAGUAGCGAGAGUAACGGUACGAGGGUCAAGGAUAUCAAGGUCAUCCAUGCGAACAAGCUGUGGAUGGCGGCGCUGAUCGUGGCGUCUACAAUCAUGCUGCUGGCGGGCCUCGUUACUUCUGCGCUAGACAUCGGAAAGGUUGCCCUCGGUACCGUUGGGAAUUUGGUCCCCUUGAGUUGGCAAGAGGUUGAUAGGCUUUAUGGCUGA
This is a messenger RNA of Colletotrichum truncatum, 951 nucleotides long. NCBI's taxonomy places the organism in Eukaryota, Fungi, Ascomycota, Sordariomycetes, Glomerellales, Glomerellaceae. The record is from RefSeq and is a predicted model, not a curated record.